Molecule: messenger RNA, 1233 nt
Organism: Acanthocheilonema viteae
Lineage: Eukaryota; Metazoa; Nematoda; Chromadorea; Rhabditida; Onchocercidae
Source: the annotation of a GenBank genome assembly
AUGGUUGAUCGUUCACGUUCAGACCUACGCUCUACUCGAGAAUACUUCAGUUCUCCACGCAGUGUUAAAGAAGAACAUGAAGUGAAACGCGGGCGUCGGAUUCAUCAUUACAGUGGCGGUGCUGAUAUUCGAGAAGAUAGGUCAAGAAAUGCGACGGUGACGAUUAUGGCUCGCCCAACUGCUAUUUUAUCGAAACCUAAAGAAGAACCACUUACAUCCGAUAAUGCGGAAGGCAGUCAGAAGACAAUAUCUCGAGCUAUUUCGUCAUCCCAGGAACUAAUACUAUCCGGAAUAACUGGUCCAAAUUCUGCAUCACGAUUAACUGAUAUUUCCCGUGGUUCAGCAACAACUUCAACUGUUAUGGAACAAUCUCUUGGAAUUAUGAAAGCAGCUGUGCGUUUACUUUCUGAUACGAUGGAUUUUACGGAUGUUGUUGCGGAUUAUUUAUCCACUACAAAUACAAAUUUUACUGUCAUCGGUAUUAUUGGUCCACAAGGUACGGGUAAAUCAACACUCCUCAGCAUGAUAGCUGGUAAUGAUCAUAUGGAUAUGUACAGAUAUUAUGCUUUUCGUCCGGCUUCUCGCGAAGCAGUUGAAUGUUGCCGUUUUCAGUCCCAAAAGAUAAGCAUUUAUGUAACCAAGUCGAGGAUGAUUUUACUGGAUUGUCAGGCAAUCAGUUCUGCUUCGAUUCUUAAUCACUUAUUAAUUACAUCAUCGUUAGAUGGAAAUCGUUCGGGAGGUUCAAAAGCAAUGGAUCUUCGUCGGGGAUUUGCAGCGCUUUCGGGAGAAGUUGAAAGUUUACAUUUAACAGCAUUUCUCUUACAAGUGUGUCAUACCGUAAUACUUUCUGUGGAUUGGUUCAUUGAUAUUGAUGUGAUUCGGCAUGUACGAACAGCAGAAAUGCUCCGUGUAACACCGACUCAUUACUCAUCUGAAACACUGAAGUAUAAGCCGAAUCGUAAAAUUAAUAUUGUGUUAGCCCAUCAACGAGCCAAAUCAGAAGACUUUCAGCCAAGAAAUGUGAGGAAUCGGGCUAGAAUUUUGGAAUGUUUAUUCAGUGAUUCACAACUGAAUAUCAAAGGUGGCAUAUCAUUAGGCGGUUUAGGGUGUAAACCGUAUAGUGAAAUUGCAUCGAAUGUAAAUUACGUAUUACUGUCAGAAAUAAAACCACGACCAAAAAUGGAAGUAUGCGCAUCCGAUUUCGUUUGGCUUCUUAUCCGGGCACGUACUUAA